Messenger RNA from Aspergillus heteromorphus CBS 117.55, 2046 nucleotides. RefSeq names its product putative extracellular cellulase CelA/allergen Asp F7-like. The coding region runs from base 1 to 2046 and encodes 681 amino acids. NCBI's taxonomy places the organism in Eukaryota, Fungi, Ascomycota, Eurotiomycetes, Eurotiales, Aspergillaceae. The transcript is spliced from 2 exons. The record is from RefSeq and is a predicted model, not a curated record.
AUGAAGUACCAGCGCCUCGCCUCGUUCGGCUUCGCUGCCCUCAGCGCCGCUGCUGUGUCGGCCAACCCUCUCGUCCAGCGCGAAGAGACUCAAUGUCCCUCGGGAUACACCGCCAGCGUCGUCUACAAGACCAUCACCCUGCACCCCAGCUCGGCCCCGGGUGUUCAGGCUACCUCGACUCCGGUUGCCGAGCCUUCGGGCGUUGCUGCCAUCGCGACCACCUCCACUCUCGCUGUCGAGACGACCUCUGCCGCCGUUGAGACCUCCGGCGUUGCGGCCGUCGCCACUGGCUCCUCCCCUGCUGUCGAGUCCUCUGCUUCUCCCGCCGUCGAGACCUCCGUCGCCACGACGGUCGUGACCAGCUCGACUGUCGCCAUCGAGACCACUGCCUCCCCUGCAGCCGAGACCUCCGGCGUCGCUGCUGUCGCUACCGGCCCGUCCUCCGCUGUCGAGACCACUGCCUCAGCAAUCACCGUCGACACCUCCGCCCCCGCGGUCGUGCCCACCUCCACUUCCCCAGUGGUUCAGUUCACCACCCUCCCCUCUCUGCCCUCGGGCUCCCCCGGCCUCGUGCCCAUGGGCGAGGGCCAAUGUCCUCCCGGAUACACCGCCAGCGUCUACUACAAGACCAUCACCCUCCAGCCAACCUCCACCCCCGUGGCUGAGCCCACCACUCCCGCAGUCGAGUCCACCUCUACCCCUGUUGCAGUAGUUGAGACCUCUUCCUCCGCUGUCGAGACUACCUCCACCUCCACUUUCACCCCCGUGGUUGUGUCCACGUCCUCUUCCUCUUCCGUUGAGCAGAUCACCACUCUGCACAUGUCUUCUACCACCACCGUGACCACCGUCGUCACUGCUACCCCGGCCGCCGCUGCUACUACUUCUGUCGAGAGCGUUGCCCCCGUGGCUACCACCUCGUCCGUUGCAGCUGUCGCUGCCGUCGACGGUAACAGCAGUGCUGCUGAGCCUGCUUCUACUUCCUCUUCGGUCUCCACACCCGUGGUUGAGAUCACCACCGCCGAUGAUGUCCAGGCUGCUACUACCACUGUUGUUGCUCAGGCUACCACUGAGGUGGCUCCUGCUGUGACUACCGAGGCUGCUCCCGUGACUACUGAGGCUGCCCCUGUGACUACCGAGGCUGCUGCUGUGACCACUGCUGAGGCUGCCGUUUCCACCGCUGAGGCCGCCGUUACCACCGUCGUCGAGAUUGCCAACCCGCCCAGCGAGGCCGCUGCCACCACCGAAGCAGCCCAAACCACCGUCGAGGCUGCUCCCACGACCUCUUCUGCUGCCGCCACCACCGAAGCGGCCACGACCGUUGAGGCCGCCAUCCAGUCCGCCACCGAGGCCGCCUCCACCAGCAGCACCAGCACUACCGCCGCCGCGGCCGCCACGACCUCCGCGUCCAGCACCACCAGCACCAGCAGCUCCACCGACGUGCUCGGCUCCGAGAUCUCGGGCGAGGCGACCUUCUACGGCGGCAACGUGUCCGGCGGAACGUGCUCUUUCGCCGACUACACCCUUCCCUCGGGACUCUUCGGCACCGCGCUCUCCAUUGAUCGCUGGUCCAACGCCGCUGAAUGUGGUGCUUGUGUCGAGGUCACUGGUCCUACGGGAACGAAGAUUAAGGCGAUGAUCGUCGACGAAUGCCCCUCCUGCUCCUCCAACCACCUGGACCUCUUCGAAGACGCCUUCGGCGAGCUUGCCGCCAUCUCGGAAGGCGUGAUCUCCAUCGACUGGGAAUACGUCACCUGCGGAAUCACGACGCCCAUCGAGCUGAACAACAAGAGCGGCACCUCCGCCUACUGGUUCGCCAUGCAGGUCGUCAACGCCAAUGAGCCCGUCACCUCCCUGGAGGUCAGUACCGAUGGCGGCUCCACCUGGCAGUCCACCACCCGCUCCUACUACAACUACUUUGAGAACCAGAGUGGGUUCGGCACGGAUACCGUUGACGUGCGGGUUACGGGCGAGAGCGGGAAGACGAUUACCGUUAAUGAUGUUAGUGUGGCGAGUGGGACCAGCGUUACUGCUUCUUCUAACUUUUAA